CUCCUUCCUCUCUCUCUCUCUCUCUCUCUCUUCCCCUCGUCUUCCCUAAACCCUUUCCAUCUCAAGCUUCCUCCUCGAAAUCCAUCGAAUAAUACGAGCAAGCCAAAAGAAUUCGGUAAUUAUUCCCAUUGGCAUUCGGUAAUUACCAGAAUUCCCUUUCAUUUUGUUCAUGGAUGAAUCCGAGGACCGUGAUAACGAGCCCAAGGACUGCGACAGGCGGUCAGCGGCGACGGGAGAGGCGAGGAGCACCACGAGCGUCCACGUGACGGCGCUGGACGGGCUGGUGAACGUGAACUCGCUCUUCACCAUCGCCGUCUUCGUGGGGCUCUCCCUUACCUCCCCGGGACAGCGGAGCCUCGAGGGCAAUCCCGCCUGCGACGCCGGCCCGGACAUCGUCCGCAACCUCCUGGUGUUCGAGGUGGUCUCCUUCAGCUUCUUCCUCUUCUCCAGCCUCGUGGCCCAGGGCCUCAAGCUCGCCAUCAAUCUGCUCAACAGCAACGACGUGGACGAGUCCUUCCGGGCGCACAUCAACGCGCGGGUGCUCCGCCUCGGCAUGCUCGCCUCGGCGGCGGGUUCGGUGAUUGGCUGCCUCUUCCUGCUGCUCUCCAUGAUCAACGUCAUCCAGAUCCGCCUGGGGUUGCUGUCCUGCGGCAGCACCGCCACCGGCCGGGCGGUGGCCGCGCUCGUCACGCUUGUCUCCACCGCCCUCGUCGUCUAUAUCUCCACCGUCUUCUAUGCCUUCACCCACUGAGUCGCCCUUCUGCAGCCUUCUACUUCGCGGCCAACCUGGGUUUCAUUCUUCUUUUUCACCUUCUAUUAUUUGAAUUGGAUUAAAAAAACAAAAACAAAACUGAAAAUUGUGAGUGGAUCAGACGAGAUCAUAUCGAAUGAUACGGCGGGAUAAGGUAGAAGAGCUUGUGAUCUGACCGAACUCGAGUUUGAAUCCAGGAUCUGGCGGUUGGAUUGAGAGAGUUGUUUGGGUUUGUGAUUCGUUUACUCCUCAGUCCUCACGAUG
Messenger RNA from Phoenix dactylifera (date palm), 1015 nucleotides. RefSeq lists its product as uncharacterized. The record is from RefSeq and is a predicted model, not a curated record. Lineage: Eukaryota; Viridiplantae; Streptophyta; Magnoliopsida; Arecales; Arecaceae.